AUGGUUUGGUUAAAAAAAACCUACAAAUUUGUCGGUAGGAAAAAUGAAAUCGAUGCAAAGCUUGAAAAAAGUAAAUUUAUACCAUUUUGGUGGACUUUAUUCAGUUGGAGACGUAAUGAUCUGAGUCGUCAGAAGAGUCAAAAAAAUAUCCCACAACCAUUGACUUCACAACAAGUAAAUUCACUUUUAUUUUUAAGUAUAAUGAGUUUUAUCCCCAGGUUAAUAAUACGUGAGAUUUGGGCAUGUAUCAUAGAAUAUUUUAGUCCUGAAGUACCGGAAAGAACUUACGCACUUCGAAUUCUUGACUAUUUUUAUGCACCAUCACAAAGUUCAGCUAUAACUAGUCCUUAUAU
Racocetra persica is the source of this 353-nucleotide messenger RNA. The record is from the annotation of a GenBank genome assembly. NCBI's taxonomy places the organism in Eukaryota, Fungi, Glomeromycota, Glomeromycetes, Diversisporales, Gigasporaceae.